Molecule: messenger RNA, 1518 nt
Organism: Venustampulla echinocandica
Lineage: Eukaryota; Fungi; Ascomycota; Leotiomycetes; Helotiales; Pleuroascaceae
Exons: 5
Coding region: 1-1518 (505 amino acids)
Source: RefSeq, a predicted model, not a curated record
AUGCUCUCCAGAGCCACAGUGCCUGUGCACACUUCGAACUCGUACAUACCUCCGUACAAUGCGGUACGAGUACCAGCGAGAAUCCCAUCGGGCUGGAAUACCAGGGAAUCCUUUGUUCGAAACUUCGAGGAAGCUGGCCGGCCUAUGCCUGACAUUCCGGGGUUGAGCUGUUUAGUGGAGGAGGAGACCAGUGGACGACAACCGAUCUUAAGGAAGGGAACUCGACAUGCUCCGAUUCUUCUCAAGCCGAAGAUUCUGACAGCGCUGCUAGCUUCAAUGGCUACUCCUCCGCCACCUGCUGGAACUGGUGAGCCAGAUAUCAACCACGGACCGCGGCUUUUUGCAGCAACUGCGGUGGUGACCAUAUUUGCUCUAGUCGCGGUUUGCACAAGACUAUGGGUCAGGAAGGUUAUGAUCAAGUCGGUGGGGUGGGAUGAUGUGUUCAUGGUAGCGGCGAUGAUUCUCUCGCUUGUCGCCGAGGGUUUGACCAUUGCUGAUGUUUACUAUGGGGCGGGUCGACAUGCAGCAUACCUCACCGAUCCUGACAAGCACUCUUACGGCUUGUUUCUCAACUUCGUCAGCCAGCCAUUCUAUCUCGUCGGCGUUGUCUUGGUGAAGGUUAGCAUUGGGCUCUUCCUAGUACGAAUAACACCAUCGGUAUUCUUCAACCGCUUCAUCUGGUCCAUGCAGGCCUUCAUGUGUAUAUACACCACCAUAGCGCUAAUUACAAUUUUUACCCAAUGCAGACCUCUGAGCGUCAUCUGGGAUCACACAGUGACUGAGGCAAUUUGCUUCACUCCGCUUGGCCUCCGUGCCUGUGCAUAUUUUAAUGCCGCAUGCGGCAUCUUUGCCGAUCUUGUCUUCGCAUUGAUUCCUAUUCCCAUGCUAUGGAACGUCAGAAUAAACACGCAGGUCAAGGCCGCACUCUUCGGAAUCUUAUCAUUAGGUUUAUUGUAUGUCAAGUUCUUUUUGGACUACUCUGGACACGAUGUUACACUGGAAGAGCGUGCUAACAUGACCUGUAUAUAUAGUGCAACUGCGGCAUGUAUUGUCAAAGUCGUCUACCUCACGUCUUAUGGGAAAUACAAUGACUUCCUCUGGGACAGCGUUGAUAUCACGAUCUGGACGUCCUGUGAACUCAACAUUGGCAUCUUCGCCGCUUCAAUCGCGACCCUCAAGCCACUGUUCCGAGCCACUUUCCGAGGAUCAUCCCUCAGUAAAGGCUAUACCAACGGCACCAAGGACCAGAGGUCCAUGGACAAGAGUGGAUUCGUGAAACAUAUAAGCAACCAUCAAGGCGAAAACAAGAUCGGAGACGGAAGUAGAAGUCAUGAUGACGAUUUUGAGAUGUACGGAAACGUCGUCACGACAAAUAAGAAGAGGGGUGUGACGGACAUGGACAGUGAAUCGCAGGAGAUUAUCUUGCCUUUUCAGAAUCCGGGAAUAAUGAAAACAACACAAGUCAACGUCUCUGUUAGCGACGUGCGAACGAAGAAAUAUUAUGAUGAUGCUGCGUAA